UUACCACUAUUGCGCCAUCUAGCGGUCAGUUUGUAACUUUGCACCGUCACAUGACAGGUUAUAAGAAUUACAUCCGGUGCAACAAUUAGUUGGGUCAAACGGAGAGGUUUUGCACUUUGUAGACAUCAUGUUAUUACGAAAUGUGUUACAGUGUUGUGGAGCUGCUCUGAAGAGCCAGCGGUUAUUUCAUCAGACUUCUGCGUGGAGAAAUCCGCUCAUCCCCAUCGUUGUAGAACAGACAGGUCGAGGUGAACGAGCAUAUGAUAUCUACUCACGCCUUUUGAGAGAAAGAAUAAUCUGCCUCAUGGGUCCAAUCGAUGACUCGCUGGCAAGUCUGGUGAUCGCACAACUGCUUUUCCUUCAGUCAGAGAGCAACAAUAAGCCUAUUCACAUGUACAUCAACAGUCCUGGUGGUGUGGUUACAGCGGGGCUGGCAAUCUACGACACUAUGCAGUACAUCCUCAACCCCAUCUCUACGUGGUGUGUAGGCCAGGCUGCUAGCAUGGGCAGCUUACUGCUGGCUGCAGGCACUGCAGGGAUGAGGCACUCGCUGCCAAACGCCCGCAUAAUGGUGCACCAGCUUUCUGGAGGGGCCAAGGGUCAAGCAACGGACAUCGCCAUUCAGGCUGAGGAGAUUCUCAAGCUUAAGAGACAGAUUAACAACAUCUACUGUAAACAUACAGGACAACCUUUGGAAACUAUAGAGAACGUGAUGGAGAGAGACCGAUACAUGAGUCCCAUGGAGGCACAAGACUUUGGAAUCAUUGACAGAGUCCUGGUCCACCCUCCUCAGGCUGGGCAGGAUGAGCCAGAGCUGGUCCAGAAAGAACCAACCACCUCAGCCAGCCCCUCUGCCUCCUCUGAACCCUCAGUCUCAGAAUUGUCACAGUCUGGAGCCACUCCAGCCUCUUCUUACAAACCUGAACCAUGACAUAGGAUCAGUCAGUGAUCGGGCUUAGCCACUGGUACCGUCUCCUACAAUGCUCUAGUAUCCUUGUUCCUCUCUGAUAUUCAAACCUGAGCCCGUGUUGUGUGUAUCACACUACUGAGCAAGCCUCAUCCACAGACAGUAAAGACUGUUAAACACAUUCUGGACAAUUAUAUAACAAUGAGACUUUGUCAUACUCACAUGUGAUGUAAAAAAAGUCUGGUGAUUUUUCUAAACCAGGAUAACCAAUAAAAAAAACCCACCUAAA
This is a messenger RNA of Tachysurus vachellii, 1196 nucleotides long. It is a transcript of the gene clpp, whose product is annotated as caseinolytic mitochondrial matrix peptidase proteolytic subunit. The record is from RefSeq and is a predicted model, not a curated record. The coding region runs from base 128 to 931 and encodes 267 amino acids. Gene Ontology annotation, biological process: protein quality control for misfolded or incompletely synthesized proteins. The transcript is spliced from 7 exons. Gene Ontology annotation, molecular function: serine-type endopeptidase activity; ATPase binding; ATP-dependent peptidase activity. Gene Ontology annotation, cellular component: endopeptidase Clp complex. NCBI's taxonomy places the organism in Eukaryota, Metazoa, Chordata, Actinopteri, Siluriformes, Bagridae.